ACUCCUCCUUUCACUCCACUAUCUAUCUACAAACACAUUCUCUCCCCUUUCUUCUCUGCCUCUUCUUCUCUCUGUCUUUUCCUCCCUCUCUUAGAAAUGAGUGGUUUUGCUCUUAAAAGCCUUACAUUUUUCCUUCUCAUAUGCUUCCUUGUUUGGUGUUCUAGUCUUGAGCUUUGUAAUGCUAGAAGAGGAAGGCAUUGGAGGCAAACCAAGGAUGAAUCAGCUUCUCUUUAUAAGAAGAAAGUAAAGAGCCAUGCUAGUAGUGGUAGCCAUUAUCAUCAAGGAAUCCAUGGAGGCACUAGUAAGCCGAAAAAAUCUCCGCCGCCGGCGCAUAAAGGACACACCAGUCCUACGGCACCGCCGCCGGCGAAGGGAUACAAUGCCGGCCAUUCUACUGUCUUCAACGUUGUAAAUUUCGGUGCUAAGGGAGAUGGAAGUACAGACGACACAAAGGCAUUCGAAGAUGCAUGGGCAGCUGCUUGUAAGGUGGUGGGAUCAACGGUCAUUGUGCCAUCAAAGUUCGUUUUCCUUGUGGGACCUAUUUCAUUCUCAGGCCCUUAUUGUCAACAAAACAUUGUUUUUCAGCUUGAAGGUACAAUAAUAGCUCCUACAAGCCCAAAGGCUUGGAGUCCUGGACUCUAUCAAUGGCUGCUAUUCACAAAGCUGAAAGGGAUAACCAUCCAGGGUGGAGGUAUCAUCGACGGCCGGGGUUCAGUCUGGUGGAAUGACAACCCUUUGGAUGAUCCGAUCGACGAUGAAAGGAGAUUAAUUGUUCCAAUAGACCAAGAUCCAGUACAUAACAACUCGCAAAUUCCGAUUAGUAACAGUGAAGUCAGUGGGAAAAUGCCGAGUCUCAAACCAACGGCACUGAGGUUCUAUGGAAGUUUUGAAGUGAUGGUCACUGGCAUAACAAUCCAGAACAGCCCCCAGUGCCACCUCAAGUUUGACAACUGCAUUGGAGUUGAGGUCUUUAACAUGAGCGUUUCCUCCCCCGCUGACAGCCUCAACACUGAUGGAAUCCACCUGCAGAAUUCAAAAGAUGUGUUAAUCCACAGCAACAACCUCGCUUGCGGAGAUGACUGUGUUUCCAUCCAGACUGGAUGCUCAAAUGUAUACAUACACAAUGUUAACUGUGGUCCUGGGCAUGGCAUCAGCAUCGGAGGGCUAGGAAAGGACAACACAAAAGCGUGUGUCUCAAACAUCACUGUUCGAGAUGUCAUCAUGCACAACACAAUGACUGCUGUCAGAAUCAAGACAUGGCAGGGUGGAUCUGGCUCUGUACAAGGAGUACUGUUCUCAAACAUUCAAGUUUCUGAAGUACAGCUUCCCAUUGUAAUCGACCAAUUCUACUGCGACAAGAGCACAUGCACGAACCAAACAGCAGCUGUGGCUCUAUCGGGCAUCACCUAUGAGAGAAUAAGAGGAACAUACACAGUAAAACCCGUACAUUUUGCAUGCAGCGACAGUUUACCAUGUACAGAUGUCACUCUAACGUCCAUAGAGCUAAACCCAAUCCAAGAAAAAUACCACAUGUAUGAACCUUUCUGCUGGCAGACCUUUGGGGAGCUGAGCACUCCCACAGUCCCACCAAUUAGCUGUUUGCAGAUUGGCAAGCCAUCUAGCAAUCGGAUUCAAUCCGAUCACGAUUACUGCUGAGCCUAGCUAGGAUAUUAUAGUGUAUACCUAUGUGUGGUUGUGUUUUGCCGACCCCUUGAUACCAUCAGCUGUCUGCUCUAUGAAUUCUUGUUAAAAGUAUUACGUCGCUUUCCAGUGGGUGUAUGCAGGCUCUGUUAUAUUCCCAGAAGCCUACAGUGUACAGUAUGAGGUAGCCCAGUUCCCUGGUGGCUUUCCCCAUUACCAGAGAAUGAACAGGUCAUAUGCUUGCUAGAUGUGUAAUUGAUUACAAUCCCCAUAAAUUUUAUGUUUCUUCCUCUCUAGAGGAUACAUUAGCAUAA
Molecule: messenger RNA, 1955 nt
Organism: Macadamia integrifolia
Lineage: Eukaryota; Viridiplantae; Streptophyta; Magnoliopsida; Proteales; Proteaceae
Product: polygalacturonase At1g48100-like
Exons: 7
Coding region: 97-1656 (519 amino acids)
Biological process (GO): carbohydrate metabolic process
Molecular function (GO): polygalacturonase activity
Source: RefSeq, a predicted model, not a curated record